GUGGUUGUAGAGCCGAUAAACCGGCCAAACCCAAGCUCCAAGGCAAGCCCACCUUCCCACCUACCGUGCACUUGGCUGCCUUCGACCCCAGCCCGGUCCAGAGUCGGCCCCCUCCUUGGCCCAUUACCACGGCCGGUCCAGCUUCUGCGACCCCUCCCUGGGCUCAGGCAUUACUGCGCUCGGAAACACAACACCCACUCCCCAAGAUCAUCACGAUCGCUCGUGUUUCACUCCCCUUCAACCUCUCUUUCCUGCAAAAGUCAAUCUUCCUAAAUUACUCGUCUCUCUCCUAAUCUGUCCUCCCCAUUUUCGCGAGGAACAACAACAAGAAAAAAAUCAUUUUCAAAUUCUCACCACUGCAAAGAAAGCGAAAGAAAAUCAGUGCUCACUCCUCCAACUACUUUACCCUUUAACGUCUCUCUUCGUAUGUAUCGUUCUCCUCGGAUAAAUCUUCCCCCCUCGAUCGUUAACACCCCGCAUUCGAAAAUUUUCAUGAUUGGCUUCGUCAAUCUUUUCGGGGUUCCAUUAAACCCUAAAAUUAUUCCUUUUUAAAUUCAUAAUAUUUCUCCCUUUUCCUCUUUUUCCUGCAAUUGCGGAUCUUGGCUUUUUUUCGCUGCGAUUCUGUUCGAGUUUUUGAAGUUUGAGUUGAUUUUAAAUGUGAAUUGUAAUUUUUUAUUUGAGUGUUCUGUUGUUCUCUAAUUCUCCGUUCAAAGCGUCUGUUUGGCUGCUGAGAAAGCACUUGGAAAAUUUAGAAAUUUGAAUAUCUUAUAUUUUACCUUGGUUUUCGUUCUAAGGCAAAAAUUCGCAUUGGGCUCUGCUUAGUAAGUAUUCUGGUAUUUUGCUCGGUCUGUAGCAGCGAAAAAAUACUGGCCCCGUGUGUCGGUGAGAUACUGGCAGUUUAUAAUUCAAACAUUGAUGGGUAUAUGGUGAAAGUCGCUCGACGCCAUAAGCUGAUUCCGCGCCUUGAAUCAUUUGACAUUCAUACAUAAACAUAAGGAAUGAUGGAUGACAUCCAUGGUAGUGAUGCUCGACUUCGUGUGACGGAUGCUCGUGAGCAGCAUCCGAUUCACCAUGUGCAUUAUAUGCCAACGCAUGAUCAUGGUUUGCACAAUAUAAGCAAUGGCAGUGGGAUGGAUGAUGAUCAUGAUGAUGGAGGUGGGGGAGGUGAAGGUAUGGAAGGGGACAUGCCCACGGAUCCUGGAAAUUUAUCUGAUAAUCAUGGCGCACUUGUGGCUCGCGGCGAAGACAGUGGGAACCAGCUUACGCUAUCAUUCCAGGGUCAGGUUUAUGUGUUUGAUUCUGUGACGCCCGAGAAGGUUCAAGCCGUACUUUUAUUACUGGGAGGACGUGAAGUACCUCCUAGCAUGCCUACCAUGCCAGUAACCCCAAACCAUAGCAAUAGGGGAGUAUCUUCUACUCCUCAACGGUUCAGUGUCCCUCAGAGAUUGGCAUCAUUGAUUAGAUUCCGUGAAAAGAGAAAAGAACGUAAUUUUGACAAAAAAAUCCGCUAUAGUGUCCGCAAAGAGGUAGCACUUAGGAUGCAACGAAAUAAGGGCCAGUUUACAUCUUCAAAGUCCUGUAAUGAUGAUUCUGCAUCACCUGUAACUGGUUGGGACUCAAGCCAGAGCUGGGUUUUGGAUGGUAAUGGAUCUCAACAUCAAGAGAUUGUUUGUCGGCACUGUGGCAUCAAUGAGAAAUCUACCCCAAUGAUGCGUCGUGGACCUGAUGGACCAAGGACCCUUUGCAAUGCAUGCGGACUUAUGUGGGCAAACAAGGGAACUCUAAGAGACCUCUCUAAGGCAUCACAGCAAUCUGGACAGAAUCCUUCCUUGAACCAGAAUGAGGAGAAUGGAAAUCUUGAUGCUGAUCAAAUGGUUCUCAGAAUUGCUGGAAAUAUUAGCGAUUCCUCAUAAUGGCCCUUUUUGCGAUUUUAGGAUAGUAAACCAACAGAAUUUGAGUGCUAGAGGACUGUUUAUCUUAGCUCCCCUCUCGCAUAAACCUUAAAAAUUAGCAAUACUUAUCCCCCUCAUUGUCAAAACUUUUAUGUUGACAAGAGAUCUGUGUAACUGAAUUUAUUUUAUGUUAUAGGUUGUCUUUUCACCCAAAAAUAGUUGGUAUCUGUGAUCUUUGAUGUACCUUGAAUGGAAUAUUUUGUUUCUGUACUCGAAAGAAAAUAAAAAAUCGUCAGAUGUCGGUCUGUGCAUUGACACUGUUGAGCACUUAAGUCUUGGAGCUU
Messenger RNA from Malania oleifera, 2236 nucleotides. Its product is annotated as GATA transcription factor 28-like. NCBI's taxonomy places the organism in Eukaryota, Viridiplantae, Streptophyta, Magnoliopsida, Santalales, Ximeniaceae. The transcript has 7 exons. Gene Ontology annotation, molecular function: zinc ion binding; sequence-specific DNA binding; protein binding. The coding region runs from base 999 to 1913 and encodes 304 amino acids. Gene Ontology annotation, biological process: regulation of DNA-templated transcription. The record is from RefSeq and is a predicted model, not a curated record.